Messenger RNA from Apaloderma vittatum (bar-tailed trogon), 963 nucleotides. Its product is annotated as beta-1 adrenergic receptor-like. Gene Ontology annotation, cellular component: membrane. Gene Ontology annotation, molecular function: beta1-adrenergic receptor activity. Gene Ontology annotation, biological process: norepinephrine-epinephrine-mediated vasodilation involved in regulation of systemic arterial blood pressure; positive regulation of heart rate by epinephrine-norepinephrine; adenylate cyclase-activating adrenergic receptor signaling pathway. Lineage: Eukaryota; Metazoa; Chordata; Aves; Trogoniformes; Trogonidae. The record is from RefSeq and is a predicted model, not a curated record.
GAGACCUUGUGCGUCAUCGCCAUCGACCGCUACCUGGCCAUCACCUCGCCUUUCCGCUACCAGAGCCUCAUGACCAAGGGUCGGGCCAAGGGCAUCAUCUGCACCGUCUGGGCCAUCUCCGCCCUCGUCUCCUUCUUGCCCAUCAUGAUGCAUUGGUGGCGGGAUGAGGAACCCCCGGCCCUGGAGUGCAACCAGGACCACGCCAUCGCCUCGUCCAUAAUUUCUUUCUACAUCCCCCUUCUCAUCAUGAUCUUUGUGUACCUCCGGGUGUACAGGGAGGCCAAGGAGCAGAUCAGGAAGAUCGAUAAGUGCGAGGGCCGGUUCUACGGCAGGCAUGAGAAAAAAAGCCAUGAGCAGCCGCAGCCACCCCCACCCCCUCACCACCAGCCCAUCCUCGGCAAUGGCCGAGGCAGCAAGAGGAAGACUUCCCGCAUCAUGGCCAUGAAGGAGCAGAAAGCCCUCAAGACUUUGGGCAUCAUCAUGGGGGUGUUCACCCUCUGCUGGCUCCCUUUCUUCCUGGUGAACAUCGUCAACGUCUUCAACAGGGACCUGGUGCCGGACUGGCUCUUCCUUUUCUUCAACUGGCUGGGCUACGCCAACUCUGCUUUCAACCCCAUCAUCUACUGCCGCAGCCCUGACUUUCGGAAGGCCUUUAAGAGGCUCCUCUGCUGCCCCAGGAAAGCCGACCGGCGGCUGCACACCAGCGCCGACUGCAACGGAGGCACGCAGGGUGGCAGCGAGUCCAGCCUGGAGGAGAGAAAUAGCAAAACGUCCGAUUCGGAGUCCAAGGUAUAGGGGGGAGAUGAACAAGGGGAAAAAAAAAUCCUGGCAACAACAAAAAUUUACUGCACAUUUUUUUUUAACAGCGACAAAGCCGUUUUUUGCACAGUGUUAAGAGUUGUAAAGUUAUUUGGAGGUGUUACCUGCACACAUGUACACACAUGCAAAUUAAAAAUGAAACAG